Messenger RNA from Orbicella faveolata, 1623 nucleotides. RefSeq lists its product as uncharacterized. The record is from RefSeq and is a predicted model, not a curated record. Lineage: Eukaryota; Metazoa; Cnidaria; Anthozoa; Scleractinia; Merulinidae.
UACUUCUUUCUCCAAAACUGUGGUUUAAAGAGGCUGGGUAAUUUUCCUGUGUCUAACAUUGUCUUCAAGAUCAAAUCAAAGAAAAGUUGAAAAUAAUAGCUUUCCAAGAUACAAAAAAAAGGCAACAAAAAACUUAGAAUUAUCUUCGUUUAAUUGAUAAACCACUUACCGUUUUAAUGAAAAGUAAACAUUUCAUGUGGGAAAGGAUAAUUUAUGUUCUAAGAAAAUUGUCGUGUCGUGUCAAGGGUAUGCUGAAUGUUUACGCGACUGUUUAGUAUUGACUUAGAGCAGUUACGGGCGCAUUAUAAAGCAUGGGAUACGCGCGUAUCUUCGCGUUCCUGAUUCCAGUUUUCUUAAAGAGGAACGGACGUUCUUCGUUUCUGCAAGGGUGACGAGUUAACUCCGAACGAUUCGAAGCCAAUUCAGCGCGCUAUGAAUUUUUCCAAGUCUCGCGUCGGCCUGCUUUUCGUGGUUGCCUUCGUGGUGUGCUUUGAUUUUCAUAGCAUUUCUGCCAUGGUCCGAGAAACUCGUGACGGGUUUAUCAGAGAAGAUGAAGGUACCGGUGAACAUUCUCAGCCGAUCCGAGGGAAAAGGUCAGUUCAAAUUGAUGCAGCCCGCCCAAACCUGACGGAGAUUGCGAAAAGAUUGCUAGUCGUGGAAAAAAAACUUGAAGCCUUGCUACAUCCCAGCUCAAGUGACUCCUGGUUGGUGGGGUACCUUUUGGGGCGGGACAGUAAACAUAAUGGACAGGGCAAAACUGGACCCCCGGGACCUCCUGGAAAAAUGGGUCCAAAAGGCGCCAAAGGAGAUCAGGGAGAUAAGGGCGAGAAAGGCUCGGAUGGGAAGUCUGGGGUCAAGUAUGUUCGCUGGGGAAGGACCACAUGUCCCAGUGGUGCGGAAAUUGUUUACAAAGGUGUUAUUGGUGGUGAACAUCACACUCACCCAGGCGGCGGAGUAAAUUAUCUUUGCCUUCCGCUCAAUCCAAUUUACGACAAGUACAAGGAUGGAUUUCAGAACUCGGGAUUCGUGUAUGGCACCGAGUAUGAAGUCAAUACUUUCAAUCCAUUUAAGAAAAAUCUCCAUGACAGUGAAGCACCUUGUGUUGUUUGCUUCGUUAAGUCACGUGGCUCACUGCUUAUGAUGCCGGCACGGAAUGUUUGUCCAUCUGGAUGGACCGAGGAGUAUCAUGGGUACCUGAUGAGUGGAUACUACAACCACAAGAAAGGAUAUGAGUUCGUCUGUGUCGACGAGGAUGCAGAGUAUGUCCCCGGUACGCAGGUUAACAAGGAUGGCGCCUUACUCUACCCUGUAGAAGGACGGUGUGGCGCACUCCCGUGCAACCCAUAUAUCGCCGGAAGAGAGCUAACUUGCGCCGUGUGCACUAAGUGACCGACGACGACCGUUGCAUUGGAAAUGUAAAAGAAGACGGAAGAAAAAUUUUUGAACAUGUGAUUUCAUAAGCUCUCCUGAUCUAACUUGAUUUAGAACAGUACUUAUAUGCUAGUCAUUUUAGUCAAAGAAGUAAACCAUAAUGAAGUUCAGUCUUUCGGUCAAAAUUGAAGAUCACAAUGCACAUGUAUAUGUAGCGAAUAAAUAACAAUAAUAAAUUGUGCAUGGUAAAUA